This is a messenger RNA of Nematostella vectensis (starlet sea anemone), 1305 nucleotides long. Its product is annotated as glyoxylate reductase/hydroxypyruvate reductase. Gene Ontology annotation, cellular component: cytosol. The record is from RefSeq and is a predicted model, not a curated record. NCBI's taxonomy places the organism in Eukaryota, Metazoa, Cnidaria, Anthozoa, Actiniaria, Edwardsiidae. The transcript is spliced from 13 exons. Gene Ontology annotation, molecular function: hydroxypyruvate reductase (NADH) activity; glyoxylate reductase (NADPH) activity; NAD binding. The coding region runs from base 126 to 1106 and encodes 326 amino acids.
GCCGCCUGGUAGAAAUCAACUUUAUCUCAGCCACUUUAGCGACGGACAUUACCGGAAAAAUUUUAAAAUCUGCUCUCUUAUUUGAGCUGUUAAGCCUUGUAUUUUUACGUUUGAGCUACUGAGUCAUGGUCUUCAAAGUUCUUGUGACUCGACGUGUUCCAGAUGAAGCCAUUCAACUGUUAAAGGAUGCCAAUUGUCAAUUGGACUAUUGGGAGUCAGAUGAGCCAAUCCCUAGAAAUGAACUCCUAAACAGGGUCAAGGGAAAGCAUGCAAUUUUCUGCCUCCUUACUGAGAAGAUUGAUGCAGAAGUUUUAGAUGCCUGUGGUCCUCAGCUAAAAGUGGUGGCAACAAUGUCAGUGGGAUAUGAUCAUGUCAAUACAAAGGAGAUUGAAAAACGAGGAUUGCAACUUGGUUUCACUCCAGGGGUGUUGACAGAUGCAACUGCAACCCUAAAUGUUGCUCUUCUAUUGGCAGUCUCAAGGCUGCAGAAGCAAAAAAGUGAAAAAAAACCUGGUGGUUGGGGUACUUGGAAGCCAAUGUGGAUGACUGGGGCUACCCUGAAAGGCAGUACUGUCGGUGUUGUUGGUUUUGGGAGAAUCGGAAUAGCAGUGUGUGAACGUUUAGCUCCAUUCGGCGUCUGCAAGUUCCUGUAUAAUGAUAUAGCACCAAGGGAAGAUGGUAUAAGCUACUUAAUGACAAAUGACAAACCAUUUUCAAUUGACAAGGACACGCUUUAUGCAGAGUCGGACUUCAUCAUUGCCUGCACAGUUCUGAAUGAGGAAACAAAAGGAAUGUUUAACAAGCAAGUGUUCUCUAAGAUGAAGAAAAAUGCGAUUUUUGUCAAUGCAAGCAGAGGUGGUGUUGUUAACCAAGAAGAUCUCUAUGAAGCAUUGAAAAAUGGCGAAAUUAGGGGUGCUGGUCUUGAUGUAACUGUACCGGAGCCGAUCCCUCUCGAUCAUCCACUGCUGACUCUUAAGAACUGUGUUGUUCUCCCUCAUAUCGGUAGCGCGGAGGAUGCCACCCGCACGGAAAUGGCCACCCUGACUUCGCGUAACAUUUUGGCGGGGCUCAAGGGUGACAAACUCCCUGCUGCGGCAAAGUUAUAGACUGCUUCGCACCAAACCAGGGAGAGCUGGGGACAGCCAUUCGGUCCUUCCAUAGCACAAGAGCCUCCUUCACUGCCCCUCGCCAAACCCAAGUUUUCCUCACCACCCAUCUAUUUGGCCAUUAUAAAUAUACAAGUAUCAUUGUUAUUUAUUGUAAAGCAAAUUGACGUUUGUGAAAUAAAUGUGGUGGCUGUUUAAA